AUGGAGUCCACAACUAUAACUGCUACUGAGUCCACAGUUUUACCCACAGUUGAGUCCACAGUUUCAACUACUACUGAGUCUGCAACUUUAACCUCUGCUGAGUCUAUCGCUCUAUCCACAACUCAGUCAGAAAGUUUAACCACUACGGACUCCGCAACUGUAGCUGGUACUGAGUCUACACCUUUAUCCACAACUGAGUCCCCAAGAAGUGGACUGAAGUCCACUUCUUUACUCACAAAGGAAUCUUCAACUUUAACAGCUCCUGAGUCCACAGCUUCAUCUACUACUGAGUCCACAUUUUUACCCACGACUGAGUCUGUAACUUUAACCACUACUAAGUCCACAGCUUUUACCACACCUGAGUCUUCAACUUUAACAUCUACUGAGUCUGCAACGUUACCCACAAAUGAGUCAAUAACUGCUACUGAGUCCAGAACAUUAACGGCUACGGAGUCCACAGCAUCACCCACAAAUUAUUCUGCAGCUUUAACAGCUACUGAGUCCACAGCUCGAUCCACAACGCUAUCCGAAACUUUAACCACGUUGGAGUCCACAGUUUUACCUGCUACCGGGUCCACGGAUUUAACUACAACUGAGACCACAACUUUACCCAAUACUGAGUCUGCAACUUUAACCAUGACUGAGUCUGGGACUUUAAAAUCUACCGACUCUACAACUUUAACCUCUACAGAGUCCACACCUUUAUCCACAGCUGAGUCUGAAACUGUAACAGCUGUGGAUUCCACAGCUUUAACCACAACUGAGUCUGAAACUUUAACCACUAUGGAGUCCACAACUGUAACUGCAAACGAGUCUACAUCUUUAUCCACAGCUACUUCUGCUCAUGAGUCCCCAGCUUUACCCACAAAUGAGUCUUCAACUUUAACCUCUACUGGGUCUACAGCAGGGUCCACAAAGGAGUCCACAACUUUAACCUCUACUGAUUCCACAGCUUUACCCACAACUGAGUCUGAAACUUUAACCACUAUGGAGUCCACAACUGUAACUGCAAACGAGUCUACAUCUUUAUCCACAGCUACUUCUGCUCAUGAGUCCCCAGCUUUACCCACAAAUGAGUCUUCAACUUUAACCUCUACUGGGUCUACAGCAGGGUCCACAAAGGAGUCCACAACUUUAACCUCUACUGAUUCCACAGCUUUACCCACAACUGAGUCUGAAACUUUAACCACUAUGGAGUUCACAACUGUAACUGCAAACGAGUCUACAUCUUCAUCCACAGCUUCUUCUGCUCAUGAGUCCCCAGCUUUACCCACAAAUGAGUCUUCAACUUUAACCUCUACUGGGUCUACAGCAGGGUCCACAAAGGAGUCCACAACUUUAACCUCUACUGAUUCCACAGCUUUACUCACAACUGAGUUUGCAAGUUUAGCUGCUACCGAGUCCACAACUUUAGCCACAGCUGAGUCUGCAACUUUAACCACAACUGAGUCCAGUGCUUUCACCGCUACUGAGUCCACAACCUUAACAUUUACUGAUUCCACAACUUUACCCACAACUGAGUCUGCAAGUGUAACAGCUACUGAGUCUGAAACUUUAGCCACAACUGAUUCUGAAACUUUAACAACAACGGAGUCCACCACUUUAUCCUCAACUGAGUCCACAACUUUAAUCACAACUGAGUCUGAAAUAUUAACCACAACUGAGUCCACAACUUUAAAUACAACUGAGUCUGCAACUUCAACUGUGACUGAGUCUGGAACUUUAAAAGCUACCGAGUCCUCAACUUUAAACUCUACUGAGUCCAAAGCUUUAUCCUCAACUGAGUCUGAAACUUUAACCACUAUGGAGUCCACAACUGUAACUGCAAAUGAGUCUACAUCUUUAUCCACAACUGAGUCCACAGCUUCUUUUGCUAUUGAGCCCCCAGCUUUACCCACAUAUGAUUCUUCAACUUUAACAGCUACUGAGUUAAUAGCCUUAAGCACAUCUGAAUCUACAACUAUAACCUCUACUGGGUCUGUAGCAGGGUCCACAAAGGAGUCAACAACUUUAACUGCUACUGAUUCCCCAGCUUUUCCCGCAACUGAGUUUGCAAUUUUAACUGCUUCCGAGUCUACAACUUUAACCACAACUGAGUCCACUGCUUUAACCACAACUGAGUCCACUGCUUUAACCGCAACUGAGUCAACAACCUCAACUUUUACUGAUUCCACAGCUUUACCCACAACUGAGUCUGCAAUGAUAACAGCUACAGAGUCUGAAACUUUAACCACAACUGAGCCCACAACUUUAACAGCCACUGACUCCAAAGCUUUACUCACAACUGAGUCUGCAAACAUAACCACUAUUGAGUCCACAACUUUUACUGCUACUGAGUCUACAACUUUAACAGCUACUGACUCCAAAGCUUUACUUACAACUGAGUCUGCAAAUUUAACCACUACUGAGUCUACAACUUUAACUGCUACUGAGUCCACAGCUUCCAUCACAACUGAGUCUGCAAUUAUAACAUCUACAGAGUCUGAAACUUUAACCACUACUGCGUCCACAACUUUAACAGCUACUGACUCCAAAGCUUUACUCACAACUGAGUCUGAAAACUUAACCACUACUCUAACUGCUACUGAGUCUGCAACUUUAACUACAACUGAGUCCACAGCUUCCAUCACAACUGAGUCUGCAACUUUAACCACUACUGCAUCCACAGCUUUACCCACAAAUGAUUCUACAACUUUACCCACCACUGAGUCCACUACUUUAAUGACCACUGGAUCUACGAUUGUAAAAGCUACUGAGUCCACAGCCUCACCCACAGCCGAGUCUGCCACUUUAACAUAUACUGAGUCCACAGCUAUUACUACAACUCAGUCUGAAAUUGUAACCACUACGGAGUCAACACCUUUAUCCACAAAUGAGUCUGCAACUUUAACAGCUACUGAGUCUACAGCUUUAGCCAAAACGGAGUCCUUAACUUUAACCGCUACUAAAUCUUUAUUUGUUACUCAUUCUACAGCUUUACCCACAAAGCAUUCUUCAACUUUACCAGCCACUGAGUCCACAGCUUCCACUAAUACUGAGUCUGCAACUUUAACUGAUACCGAGUCCACACCUUUACCCACUGCUGAGUCUUCAACUUUAACCACAAGUGAAUCUGCAACUUUAACUACUACUGAGUUCACAGCUUUAACCACAACUCAGUCUGAAGCUUUAACCACUAUGGAGUCCACAGCUUCAACCGCUAGGGAGUCCACAGCCUCAACUACUACUGAGUCUGCUGAUUUAUCCACAACUCAGUCAGAAAUGUUACCCACUACAGAGCCCACAACUGUAACUGGUACUGAGACCAGAACUUUACCCACUAGUGAGUCUGCGACUUCAUAUGCUAUUGAGUCCACAGCUUCAACCACUACUGAGUCUGCAACUUUACCUGUGACUGAGCCUGCAAUUUUAAGCAUUACUGAGUCUGUAACGUUAAAGGUUACUGAGUUCACAACCACCACUGAGUCCACAACAUUAACCACAACUGAGUCUGCAACUUUAACUGGUACUAAGUCCUCAACUUUACUCACCACUGAGUCCACAACUUUACCCACAACAUUGACUACAACUGAUUCGACAACUUUACCCAUAACUUUGACUUCAACUGAGUCCACAACUUUACCCAUAACUUUGACUACAACUGAGUCCACAACUUUACCCAUAACUUUGACUACAACUGAGUCCACAACUUUACCCACAACAUUGACUACAACUUUACCCACAACAUUGACUACAACUGAGUCCACAACUUUACCCACAACAUUGACUACAACUGAGUCCACAACUUUACCCAUAACUUUGACUACAACUGAGUCCACAACUUUACCCACAACAUUGACUACAACUGAGUCCACAACAUUGACUACAACUGAGUCCACAACUUUACCCAUAACUUUGACUACAACUGAGUCCACAACUUUACCCACAACAUUGACUACAACUGAGUCCAUAACAUUGACUACAACUGAGUCCACAACUUUCCCUAUAACAUUGACUUCAACUGAGUCCACAACUUUACCCAUAACUUUGACUACAACUGAGUCCACAACUUUACCCACAACAUUGACUACAACUGAGUCCACAACAUUGACUACAACUGAGUCCACAACUUUACCCACAACAUUGACUACAACUGAGUCCACAACAUUGACUACAACUGAGUCCACAACUUUACCCACAACAUUGACUACAACUGAGUCCACAACUUUGACUACAACGGAGUCCACAACUUUACCCACAACAUUGACUUCAACUGAGUCCACAACUUUACCCACAACAUUGACAACAACUGAGUCCACAACUUUACCCACAACAUUGACAACAACUGAGUCCACAACUUUACCCACAACAUUGACUUCAACUGAGUCCACAAAUUUACCCACAACAUUGACAACAACUGAGUCCACAACUUUACCCACAACAUUGACUACAACUGAGUCCACAACUUUACCCACAACAUUGACUUCAACUGAGUCCACAACUUUACCCGCAAAUUUGACUACAACUGAGUCCACAACUUUACCCACAACAUUGACUACAACUGAGCCCACAACUUUACCCAGAACUUUGACCAUUACUAAACCCUCGACUUUACUCACAACUAAGUCAACAAAUUCAACUACAACUGAAUCUGUAACUAUCAACAAAACUUUUAUCACAGCUCAGUCGGUAUCUUUAACCACUGCCGAUUCCUCAACUUUACUAAUAACUGAGUCUGCAAAUUUAACCGCAACGGAGUCCGCAACUAUCCCCACAGCAGAGACUUCUACCUUACUCAAAGCUUUACCUACAGCCGAGUCUGUAAUUUUGCCAACAACAAAGUCCACAACUUUUAGCACAACUGAGAUUGAAAAUUUAACGAUAUCUGAGUCUGCAACUUUACCCACAACAUUAUCUACUACUCUAACAACAGAGAUUACAACAUCAUCUACUACUCCAAAGGAUGAGACCACGGCGUCUACUACUCCAGUACCUCAGUCCACAACAUCAUCUUCUACUCCAAAGGAUGAGACCACGGCGUCUACUACUCCAGUACCUCAGGCUACAACAUCAUCCACUACUCCAAAAGAUGAGACCACGGCAUCUACUACUCCAGUACCUCAGUCCACAACAUCAUCUUCUACUCCAAAGGAUGAGACCACAGCGUCUACUACUGCAGUACCUCAGUCCUCAACAUCAUCCACUACUCCAAAGGAUGAGACCACGGUGCCUACUACUGCAGUACCUCAGUCCUUAACAUCAUCCACUACGCCAAAGGAUGAGACCACGGCGUCUACUACUGCAGUACCUCAGUCCACAACAUCAUCUACUACUCCAAAGGAUGAGACCACGACAUCUACUACAUCAGUACCUCAGUCCACAACAUCAUCUUCUACUCCAAAGGAUGAGACCACAGCGUCUACUACUGCAGUACCUCAGUCCUCAACAUCAUCCACUACUCCAAAGGAUGAGACCACGGCGUCUACUACUGCAGUACCUCAGUCCACAACAUCAUCUACUACUCCAAAGGAUGAGACCACGGCAUCUACUACUCCAGUACCUCAGUUCACAACAUCAUCUACUACUCCAAAGGAUGAGACCACGGCAUCUACUAUACCAGUACCUCAGUCCACAACAUCAUCUACUACUCCAAAGGAUGAGACCACGGCAUCUACUACAUCAGUACCUCAGUCCACAACAUCAUCUUCUACUCCAAAGGAUGAGACCACAGUGUCUACUACUGCAGUACCUCAGUCCUCAACAUCAUCCACUACUCCAAAGGAUGAGACCAUGGCGUCUACUACUGCAGUACCUCAGUCCACAACAUCAUCUACUACUCCAAAGGAUAAGGCCAUGGCGUCUACUACACCAGUACCUCAGACCACAACAUCAUCUACUACUCCAAAGGAUGAGACCACAGCGUCUACUACUUUAGUACCUCAGUCUACAACAUCAUCUACUACUCCAAAGGAUGAGACCACAGCAUCUACUACUGCAGUACCUCAGUCCACAACAUCAUCUUCUACUCCAAAUGAUGAUACCACCGUGUCUACUACUCCAGUACCUCAGUCCACAAUAUCAUCUACUACUCCAAAGGAUGAGACCACGGCGUCUACUACUCCAGUACCUCAGUCCACAACAUCUUCUGCUACUCAUGUAGCUAGUACUACAACACUAACUACAGCUCCAAUGGCUAAAUCCUCAACAGCCUCUACCUUUACAGUUGCUGAGAGCACAACUACCACUUCAGUUGAGACCACUCCAACUAGUACCCCAGUAGCAAGGACUACAAUACCCACUGCAACUGCUCAAGUUACUACAACCACAACACCAUUUAACACUCCUUUAGCUGAAUCUACAAUGUCAUACUCUUCUCUUAUUUUCAAUACUACAAGACAAAAUACUACUCCAGUAGCUGAGAUGAAAACACCAUCUACCACUGUAGACACUAAGACCACAAACCUAUCUACUAUACCAAUGGGUGAGAUAACAAACUCAUCUACUAUUUCCAUAGCCAAAAGCACAGCAGCAUCUACCACUCCUCUAGCUGAGACUGCAACACUAUCUACUAUUCCUAUUGGCAAUACAAUAUCACCAUCUACUAGUAAAUUAGCCGACACUACUACGUCAUCUACCACUCCUCUAGCUGAGACUGCAACACCAUCUACUAUUCCUAUCGGAAAUACUAUAUCGCCAUCUACUAGUACAUUAGCCAACACUACUACGUCAUCUACCACUCCUCUAGCUGAGACUGCAACACCAUCUACUAUUCCUAUCGGAAAUACUAUAUCACCAUCUACUGGUACAUUAGCCGACACUACUACGUCAUCUACCACUCCUCUAGCUGAGACUGCAACACCAUCUACUAUUCCUAUCGGAAAUACUAUAUUGCCAUCUAUUAGUACAUUAGCCGACACUACUACAUCAUCUACCACUCCUCUAGCUGAGACUGCAACACCAUCUACUAUUCCUAUCGGAAAUACUAUAUCACCAUCUACUAGUACAUUAGUCAACACUACAUCUACUACAUCAUCGACUACGUCAACAGCUCCGACAACACCACCAUCUGAUAAGACCACAGAGCCAUCUAGUAGUACCAUGACCGUAAUACCAUCUGCCACUAAAACAACAACAACAACAACGGCUAUAGUGUCGGAAUCCUCAAAUAUUUCAACAGCACGGGCUUGGACCACAUUACCUUCAACACCUCAGUCCUCAGUGCCAACAACAGGAUCUUUUACCACAAAGACCACUACUCAUCCAUCAUCGUCUGUAUGGUCUACGCCAUCUUAUACAAGAAAUAGCACUACUACUAUCAGCAGCACGCCGCGCUCCAUCGUUCCAACCAGAAGUCCAGCAGGCUCCAUUGCCAUGAAGGUCUACAUGCGGAGCUCCAUCCCUGCGGAUACAAAUAUAAUCAACGCAUUUGUACAAAAGACCUGCUCAAAUCUCUUCAUCAAGUUUCAGACUGCAGACUUCACCCUGACCUAUGGGAAGGACAGGAUCUCCGUGCAUUGCUCUUCAGUCCUUCCUCCCAGCUCAUAGGAAUCAUAAAAGAGUACACUUUCUGAGGAUUCCAAUCAGUAUUGCAUUCAUUGAACUAUAGGGAUGAGGUUCAGGUUUUCAACUACUAUGGGUUCAUGGUGAAUGCCGGGGAUACCCGAAACGCCAAGAAUUUGAAUAGAAAUUUUGUUAAGAGGAUGGGCUCACAGUAGGAGAAAGUCCCUUUUUUUUUGUUUUGGCAUUGGUGCAUGCCCCCAUGGCAGUGUCUAGAUUCCCAUGCAUUUUGUUUGAGAAAAGCUUGCUUAUUGGCUUUUCAAAUGGCCUGAAAUGAACAACAGGAUUUACCCUUCACAGACUAUGGGUUCAUGGUGAAUGCCGGGGAUACCUGAACUCCAAGAAUUUGGAUAGAAAAACUUUGUAGGUUGACCAGCAAAACAAAGAAGGAACAACAUAUAAUGCAAUGCAAUGCCUUUGUCUUUAAUCAGUCACAAGAGCCAACGGGUUUGAAGGAAUAGAUAACCCAGACCUCUUUUUUGUUAAAGGAUGGGCUCACAGUAAGAGGAGCUCACUUUUUUUUUUUGGCAUUGGUGCUUGCCCCCAUGGCAGUGCCUGGAUUCCCAUAAAUGAAUAACAGGAUUUACCCUCCACAGACUUCAAUGGUGUACACCACAAAGUUUUCAAACCUUGUCCUUCAAGCAAGACUCGUGAAACUCAUCUAUCCUCUCUAAACUAUGGAAUCUCGUUGCAAUCCUUAUUUUACCUAGAAAGAGGCACACUCUUGAGAUACAUCACAUGUGCUGAAAAUCAACAAAAUAAAAGUACUACAAAGUAUGGCCGUUCCCAAGACUUCCACGGUACUUCCAUGCUAAUCUCAUGGGCCUGGAGUCAAUAGGAUGAGUAGGAUGAACUUUUACUGUCUAUGGCCACUGAGUGGCACUGAUUGCAGUGAGCUUCCGCCCCUGUAGAUCUAAGUGCCUUUUUUCUUUUUUUUGGUAUUGGUGUUUGCCCCCAUGGCAGUGCCUGGAUUCCCAUGCAUUUUUGAGAAAAGCUUGCUUAUUAGCUUUCCAAAUGGCCUGAAAUGAAUACCUGUUUUUACCCUCCACAGACUUCAAUGGUGUUCACUACAAAGUUUUCAAACCUUGUCCUUCAAGCAAGACUCGUGAAACUCAUCUAAACUAUGGAAUCUCCUUGAAAUCCUUAUUUUAUUUAGAAAUAGGCACACUCUUGAUCACAUGUGCUGAAAAUCAACAAAAUAAAGUACUACAAAGUAUGGCCGUUCCCAAGACUUCCAUGGUACCUCCAUGCUAAUCUCACAGGCCUGGAGUCAAUAGGAUGAGUAGGAUGAGCUAUUACUGUCUAUGGCCACUGAGUGGCACUGAUUGCAAUGAGCUUUCGCCCCCAAAGAUCAUAAUUCUUUUUUUUUCUUUUUGGCAUUGGUGUUUGCCCCCAUGGCAGUGCCGGGAUUCCCAUGCAUUUUGUUUGAGAAAAGCUUCCUUAUUGGCUUGAAGUGAAUAACAAGAUUUACCCUCCACAGACUUCAAUGGUGUUCACCACAAAGUUUUCAAACCUUGUCCUUCAAGCAAGACUCGUGAAACCAAUCUAUCCUCUCUAAACUAUGGAAUCUCCUUGCAAUCCUUAUUUUACCUAGAAAGAGGCACGCUCUUGAAGAUACAUCACAUGUGCUGAAAAUCAACAAAAUAAAAGUACUACAAAGUAUGGCCGUUCCCAAGACUUCCACAGUACUUCCAUGCUAAUCUCACAAUAGGAUGAGUAGGAUGAACUAUUACUGUCUAUGGCCACUGAGUGGCACUGAUUGCAAUGAGCUUCCGCCCUCGAAGAUCUACGUGGCUUUAUGGAGAAGGAGCUGGAAUCUCAACUCUAAAAAAGUCUACAAUAUGUUAAAGACUGUGCUGUAGAAAUAGGAGCAAAUUAUAAUUAUUAAUAUAUUGAGAAACAAAUUCAAUUUUUUUAUACACACCAUUCAAUGAUGUGUGUGUGUGAAUUUCCAAGUAGUUUUCCAAUAAAUGGCUCAAUGAGCAUAUAUCACCAGUGCAUCCAGUAUCACUGUUGUAUAAACCAAAAAACAAUUAACAUACACUAUAUUACCAAAAGUAUUGGGACGCUUGCCUUUACACAC
This is a messenger RNA of Rana temporaria (common frog), 9619 nucleotides long. RefSeq names its product mucin-2-like. The record is from RefSeq and is a predicted model, not a curated record. NCBI's taxonomy places the organism in Eukaryota, Metazoa, Chordata, Amphibia, Anura, Ranidae. The transcript is spliced from 3 exons. The coding region runs from base 1 to 7524 and encodes 2507 amino acids.